Molecule: messenger RNA, 1778 nt
Organism: Ceratosolen solmsi marchali
Lineage: Eukaryota; Metazoa; Arthropoda; Insecta; Hymenoptera; Agaonidae
Exons: 11
Coding region: 174-1778 (534 amino acids)
Biological process (GO): autophagosome-lysosome fusion
Source: RefSeq, a predicted model, not a curated record
AAAGAAAAUAAAGAUAAUUUGAAAAGUUUGUGGUCGCCGGGUAUUAUUGUUUUCCAUUGUACAUUUGUCUGCUGAAAGAAGACACAAGAGCGUGGUGAACUCUUAUCAAGUACGUAAUACAGUUCGAUAGAUGAAUAGUGAACGAGCUUUACGAAUUGGAUAAAACGAAGAGAAUGAAGAUGAAGUGGUCAUUGAUGCUUACGUGCUUUCUACUCCCGCAUUCAUGUAUUUUUGGUGCAUCAGGUUCACGCUCAGGUUGUGAAUUUCCAGCGCAAUGGAGAGGAAGUUGGUUUCAAUCGGGCGAAAAAACUCUAAUUACUAUCAAUGGAACACGAAUAUCUAACAAGGGUCAAUGCAUAGAAGGAGACGGCGAUAAGUUCCUCAUUUACGAUGGAAACGAAAGAUGCUCUCGAUGUCUUGUUAUGCACGAAAAACAUCCAAAUGUUAUACAAUAUAAAGAAACCUACUGCACGACCGGUGAAUCUUGGCGGACCGGGCCACUUGAAUUUACCUACACUCGCGGCGGUGACCCCAAGACCUGCAUGUUCCCCAUGUCACAAGCGGACGCCUGCACGCAGGAUUCCAAGUUACUGUUGCGGUUCAUGGCUUGUGCCGACGUUCGAGGCACCGAGAGCUAUAAUGUGGAGAUGGAAUGUCUAGCCACUUGGAAGGAGGGAAGCACGCAAUAUCUCGUUGCUCGCUUAAAUGGUAUCGGCAUGGUAAACGACGAGGGCAGGUAUCGCUGCUUCGUCUAUGCGAAAUCCGGAAACAGCACGUGGAAUCUGGCGCAAAGUGGCGAUGCAAGCUGCAACGGUCUCACGAGUGCCAUCGAUGGUGCCAAAACGCUCAAGAUGAUACAAAAGUCGGAAUCAUCGCGUUGUUUGUUCCCAACGUGGUUAGUUAAACCAUACUCUUGGGUGGCUUUGGACCUCACCGCCUCGACUCGUUUACUAGCCUCGGUAAACAAUGUCACUAUUUUGGAUCAGCACGAAACGCAGUUUACAUGUCACCGUCUCCUGAGAUCCAAGCACGCAGAAUUCAAGGCUCAGUUUGAUCCAAACGAUAGAUUCCAAAUCAUCGCUCGAGCCACUAGAAGCUGCACAAAUGGUUUCGUCUGUAUGGUAUUUCACAAAAGGGACGACCACGUUAUUGAAAUGCAGCAGUCGCUAAAUUGGACUCAUCAAGAGGAUGAUGCAUGCAUGUCUAGUAUUUUUAAUUCUAAGACAGCGCCGUAUACAACAUUUAUUACGAUGGAGCCUAUAACACGCCAGUGCCCGUACCUUGGCCGCUACGAUGUUGUCUUCGUUACGAAACCUCCAGGCAGCGAUUACGGUGACUCCUGGUCGCCGAGAGUUGGUAACGAACGCGGUCGCAUGAAUUACGGGGAGAACGUGGCGGAGGUCAGAGCGGCAAAGCUGGUGACAACCCCACUUCCGGUCCGCUGUCAUCAAGCCAGUAUCGACGGUCUCAACAUCGGCUGCACAGAACCCGAUCUUAUGGAAUUUUCUACGGACUGCACUGACAAGGCCCUCUUUAAGUACUCCUGCCAUGGCACUUGGGUGGAAAAUGACACGGCCUACCUGGUGGCCAGCACCGAGGCUGGACGCUACUGCCUCGUGUACAGCGCCUCGGCAGCGACGACUUCGGGAAGCUCCUCGAGUAGGGAACUUACCGUCAGCGGGCACUUGGCUUCCUGUCCGAGGGCCUCUUCGCACUUGCACAAACACGAGUGGCAAGUGAACCUCACGGCCUACGGUCAGUCCCACUGGGAAUUAUAA